AUGAAGCAAUCUAUGCUUACUUCUCUUGUGGCUCUCGCAGCAUCAUGCUCGGGAGUCCAAGCUGCUGAUGGCUUGAUCAACGUGCCCGUUAAUCUUUGCGCAGCCAUCCUCGGAGAGGCUGAAUGCGAGCAGAAGGCAGCCACCGUUGAUGGUUUGAUCAGCGUGCCUGUUAAUGCUUGUGCCGCAGUCCUUGGAAGAGCCAAGUGCGAACAAAUUUCUUUGUCUUCCCGGAGCCUGAGUGGUGGCCUGGUCAAUGUGCCCGUUAAUCUUUGUGCAGCCAUCCUUGGAGAGGCUGAAUGCGAGCAGAAGACAGCCACCGUUGAUGGUUUGAUUAGCGUCCCUGUCGAUGCGUGUGUUGCAGUCCUUGGAAGGGCCACAUGCGAGCAGGUUUCUUUGUCUUCCAGGAGCCUCGGCGGUGGCCUGAUCAACGUUCCAGUCAAUCUCUGCGCAGCUAUUCUUGGAGAGGCCGAAUGCAACCAAAAGGCAGUCACCGGCGAUGGCUUGGUCAAUGUGCCCGUUAACGCGUGUGCUGCGGUUCUUGGAAAGGCCAAGUGUGACCAGGUCGCUUCCACUUCCACUUCCAGCGGCGGUGACGGCGACGGUGGCCAGGUCGCUUCCACUUCCAGUGGCGGUGGCGGUGGCCUGAUCAAUGUUCCCGUCAAUGUUUGCGCCGCUAUCCUCGGAGAGGCUGAGUGCAAGCAGAAGGCAACCACCGCUGAUGGCUUGGUUAACGUGCCCGUUAACGCCUGUGCUGCAGUCCUUGGAAAGGCUAAAUGCGACCAGGUCGCUUCCACCGGUACUGGAACCGGCACUGGCACUGGCACCGGCAGCGACAGCGGAAGCGGUAGCGGCAGCAGUGGCGAUGAGAGCCUGAUUAAUGUGCCCGUUGGACUCUGCGCAGCUAUCCUUGGAGAGGCCGAGUGCAAGCAGAAGACAGCCACUAGCGGUGGCUUGAUCAACGUCCCUGUCAACGCAUGCCUGGCUGUCCUUGGAAAAGCCAAGUGUGAUCAGGCCUCUUCCACUUCCGGCGGCGGCGAGGGUGCCCUCAUCAAUGUGCCGGUCAACGUCUGUCUUGCUGUCCUUGGUGAGGCUCACUGCCAACAGAGCUCUGAGUCUAAUGGUGGUCUGAUUAACAUCCCCGUCAACCUGUGUCUGGCCGUUCUGGGCGAGGUUGACUGCCAAGAUUCAUCGUCUGCCCCUCCCCCGGCCACUACCACCCCCGUUGUCGUUGUGCCAGGCGAGACUACCACCCCUGCCGUCGUUGUUCCAGGCGAGACCACUACCCCCGCCAUCAUUGUGCCAGGCAAGAGUACCAUCCCCGGUGUUGUUGUUCCAUGCGAGACCACUACCCCUGCCGUCGUUGUGCCAGGAGAGACUGCCACCCCUGCCGUCGUUGUGCCUGGAAAGACUACCGUCCCCGGUGUCGUUGUGCCAGGAGAGACUGCCACCCCUGUCAUUGUUCCGGGCGAGUCUUCCGUCCCCGUUGUUAUUCCAGGCGAGUCUUCCAUCCCUGCUUGGACUGGCCCUGCAGGACCUGGCUCUGUGCCCUCUUAUGGCGGUGCCUCCGCUUCGGUUCCUACCUACACCCAUGUUCCUUCCGUCACCGUGGGACGCCCAACCCCCACCGGCGCUUGGACCCGUGUCACUCCUACCUUCACUAAUGUCGCCACUGUCUGCAAUGCUGCCUGCCAAGCGUCCAAGGCUUCUACCGGCCUCGUGGCUCACACUUCUCCUGCUUACGCUCCCGGCGGCAACAAGCCCAACGCUACCCCCAGCCCCAGCAUCCUUCCCUUCAACGCUGCCGGUCGGGCGACUUUGUCCGGGUUUGCCGUUGUGUUCGGAGCCAUCUGCGCUGUUGCCAUGCAGAUCUAA
Messenger RNA from Penicillium crustosum, 1872 nucleotides. RefSeq lists its product as uncharacterized. The transcript is spliced from 2 exons. Lineage: Eukaryota; Fungi; Ascomycota; Eurotiomycetes; Eurotiales; Aspergillaceae. The record is from RefSeq and is a predicted model, not a curated record. The coding region runs from base 1 to 1872 and encodes 623 amino acids.